AUGGAUUUUAAUCCGUUUACUGAGACAAACAACUUUGUUGAUCUACUUAGCAGUCAACAAAAUCUUGUCUUUGGUACUGAGACUUCACCGCAAGUUCCCUUCUAUGGCAAUCAAGCAACCGAGGAUUCAAACUUUGGUGCAGAAACACAAGGCACUCGUAAAGAAAGAAUAGCGUGGUCGCCAGGAGACGAUGUUCUGCUCAUCAGCUCGUGGUUAAACACGAGCAAAGAUGCAGUAGUAGGGAAUGAGCAAAGGUUUAAUACAUUCUGGACAAGAAUUGCUGCGUACUACAAUGUUAGUCCUCAGGCUGCGGGCAGCGAGAAGAGAGAGCCACGUCACUGUAAGAAUCGUUGGCAGAAGAUCAAUGAUCUGAAGUGGUGUGAGGUGUCUACGGCUAAAACUGAUGGAAACUCCAAAAAGAGGAAGUGUGGAGAUGUUUCACAGUCAGCAAGCUCCAAAGCAAUUGAAGAAGAUUCUGGUGACGAUGAUGAAGUCACAACUCGCCCCCCGGGUGUUAAGGCUGCAAAGGCCCGUUCUAAGAAGACAAUGGAUGAUGGGAAGAAGCUGUCUCAGUUUCAGACAAUGUGGAGCUUGAAGCAGCAAGAUUUGGUUUUCAAAGAAAGGUUGUCUAAAAAUAAGUUACUUGACAGUCUCAUUGCUAAACAAGGACCACUAGCGGAUAAGGAAGAAGCUUUGAAGAAGAAACUCAUCAAUGAGUUGAUGUCUAACUAG
Brassica oleracea var. oleracea is the source of this 732-nucleotide messenger RNA. RefSeq lists its product as uncharacterized. The transcript is spliced from 2 exons. The record is from RefSeq and is a predicted model, not a curated record. Bases 1 to 732 code for a protein of 243 amino acids. NCBI's taxonomy places the organism in Eukaryota, Viridiplantae, Streptophyta, Magnoliopsida, Brassicales, Brassicaceae.